AUGGCUUCUCCAGUCGAUUUAAUAACCGUGUUGCAGAAGACAUUUCUUGACCAAGCCAUCACUAUAGAAAAUGCCGAACUGGUGGCUGCGCAGAAUUUCCUCGAAGAAGCUUUUAAGGCCGACUUGCCAGGUCUCCUAAGGCAGCUUAGUGAUAUUCUCGCAAACUCUCAAUGUGAGCCGGCUGUCCGUAUGCAAGCCGGUCUUCAGCUGAAGAAUGCAAUAUACUCUAAAGAUCCAGCUUUGCGAGUCGCUUAUCAGCAGCGGUGGUUGGAAUUCCCUCCUGAGUGUACAAAUUAUAUCAAGCAAAAGUGUCUAGAUGCAUUAGGGACUGAGACAACGGCUCAUAGUUCGGCAGCUCAGUGUGUCGCAUACAUCGCAUGUGCAGAGACGCCUUCCGGAAGAUGGCCCACUCUGAUGUCCAAACUAGUAGAAAAUGUCACGACGUCGACCAUUGAAAGCGUUAAACAUUCUACAUUAGAAACAAUCGGCUACAUUUGCCAAGAUAUAGAUCCCAGUAUUCUGUCUACUCGAUCAAAUGAAAUUCUCACGGCGAUCGUGUACGGAAUGAGGAAAGAGGAACCAAGUGAAAAUGUUCGUUUGGCUGCUACAAAUGCUCUCCUGAAUUCAUUGGAAUUUACUAAACACAACUUUGACGUAGAGGUGGAGCGUAAUUACAUCAUGCAAGUCGUUUGCGAGUCGACACAGUCCCCGAACCCAUUGAUCAAAGUUGCUGCGCUUCAGUGUCUUGUGAAAAUAAUGUCCUUGUAUUACAGUUAUAUGGAGCCAUACAUGGGCCAGGCUCUGUUUGCCAUUACCUUGAAUGCCAUGAAAUCCGACAUUCCAGAAGUCUCAUUACAAGGCAUCGAGUUCUGGUCGACGGUUAGUGACGAGGAACUUGAACUAGCUAUCGAGGCAUCUGAAUGCUUCGAUAAAGGCCAACCGCCUCCCGUUUCCAGCAAAUUUUACGCAAAGGGCGCACUACAGUUCAUUGUCCCCAUCUUGAUGGAAAUUUUAGCCAAACAAGAUGAAUCACCCGACGAUGACGAAUGGAAUCCCAGCAAGGCUGCCGGUGUGUGCAUAAUGCUCCUGGCUCAAUGUUGCGAAGAUGCCAUUGUGGAACUAGUCAUUCCGUUCGUGCGCCAACACAUUGAAAACCCUGAUUGGAAAUACAGAGACGCAGCUGUCAUGAGUUUUGGAAGUAUUCUAGAAGGACCUAAUGCGACCGCCUUGAAGCCUCUCGUCGAAUCCGCCAUGCCUGUGAUCAUAAACCUGCUGCGUGAUCAGUCAUCUGCAGUCCGCGAUACGACCGCAUGGACAAUCGGCCGUGUCUGCGAGAUCUUGCCGGAAGUGGCUCUGACCGAUACCUAUCUUGUACCUCUGCUUCAGGGUCUUUUGGAUGGUUUGUCGUCUGAGCCACGGGUUGCAGCCAACGUGUGCUGGGCCUUCUCAAGCCUUGCCGAAAGCGCCGGUGAAGUCGCAUUAGGUGAAGAAAAUGAGCAUGAAUUGGAUCCUCAGGGACCCGCAACCUACGCUCUGUCAAAAUAUUUCAACGUGAUUACUGAGCGAAUUUUGAAUACCUCAAGUCGUCCCGAUGGUGCCCAGCACAAUCUGAGAAAUGCAGCUUACUCAGCCCUCAUGGCUCUCAUGCGAGCUCAGUUCAACGACUUGCAGUCCCUUCUCUGUGCUACACUUCAGUCGGUUUUGCGGAAAAUUAAUAAAGAAGAUGCUCCUGCACUAUCCGAUCAGAUCAUGUUGGCUCUGAUGUCGAUGUUCAACUCGACUCUGAAGCCCAAUGCUUCCACCGGGGCCGGUGACCAGGCUAGUUCUGCUGAAGGCUCUAAGGGUGCCGACAGUCCCACUGGAGUACAGGAAGAUGCUCUGUUGGCGGUUAGCGCUCUACUCGAGGUUCUUGGCGAAGGCUUCCUUAAGUACUUGGAUGCCUUUAUGCCAGCUCUUCUCGUGUGCCUGAGCAACUGCUCAGAGACACAGGUUUGCCUCAAUGCCAUCGGACUUAUGGGUGAUCUCUGUCGCAUCCUAUCACGGCAUAUUGCGCCCCACGCCGAUGCCCUCGUCAGUAUUCUCAUGCAAAUCUUACAGAACGUGGAGGCAGACAAGACUAUCAGGCCUGCAAUACUGUCAGCUUUUGGAGAUCUUUCGCUUGCUCUGGGACCCGGGUUUACCAAGUACCUAUCUGUUGUGAUGGAGACUCUCAAACAGGCUACACAGGCUGAAGUCGAUCUGAACGAUCUGGACAUGGUAGACUACCUAAACUCUCUAUGGAGCAGUUGUUUGGAAGCUUACACUGGCAUAGUUCAGGGCUUAAAGGGCGACGAUAACCGUACGUCAUCUUUACCUGAGUCUCACGUACAUUUAGAGCCCAGUCCCCAGCUUCAGUUCGUUGCCACACAUGUUCCAUUCAUCCUCUCCUUUGUCCAACACGCCGGAAGUGAUCCGAUAUGCACGGAAGAGAUAAUUUCAUCCUCAUGUGGACUUAUCGGAGACCUCGUGUCAGCAUUUGGUUCUGAGAUCCUGCCCAUAGUGGAAGUUGAGCCCAUACAGAACAUUCUCACUCAGGGUAGACGGGCCAAAAGCGCGCGCACUCGAAACGUUGCCAUCUGGGCCACCAAGGAGAUCAAGAAGAUGCAGAACGCUGCCAAGACCGACCAACUUGGUGCCCAGUCCAUGCUCGCCACUGGCGUCACGCCAAAUGUCGCGGGUGCGAUGAGCUCGUGA
This is a messenger RNA of Dibothriocephalus latus, 2733 nucleotides long. NCBI's taxonomy places the organism in Eukaryota, Metazoa, Platyhelminthes, Cestoda, Diphyllobothriidea, Diphyllobothriidae. The record is from the annotation of a GenBank genome assembly.